Galleria mellonella (greater wax moth) is the source of this 4720-nucleotide messenger RNA. RefSeq lists its product as uncharacterized. Bases 1246 to 4131 code for a protein of 961 amino acids. Lineage: Eukaryota; Metazoa; Arthropoda; Insecta; Lepidoptera; Pyralidae. The transcript is spliced from 4 exons. The record is from RefSeq and is a predicted model, not a curated record.
UUGACGGAGAGGUGCACUCGUUACUGCUUUUUUUUUUUUGCAAAAAUAUUGUGUUGUGAAUGUCACAGUUGUUUGUUUUUUUUUUUUUAUAAGUGCUGUUGGAAUUUUAAAUUCUAAUAUCACCUACCAUUGUGAAGAAGUGGAAAGUGCAAAUCAUUACGAGUUGGUUAAGGAAAUUAACAAACUUGCAACUUGUUAAGCUCACAGUGCAAUACAUAACGUUCCAGUCGUGGACGAGUUUGAAGAUCAAACGAUAAAACAAAGGAAAUCCGUAAAAGUAAUUACGAAACAAUCGUUAAAUUUUGUUUUGUAUCAAACAUUUUAUAAUCACUUGAUUGUGAUGAAGAUUAAUUGAAAUUGGAAUAGAUGGUAAUUAUGAUAAAUGGCAACCAAUGAAUAUGUACAGAUAGAACAAGUAUAGGGAUACUUUUGAGACAUUGUGAAGGAAAUUCUAAUAAAAAACAUUUAUUAUACAAGAAAGAUAUAACGUAAAUGUUCAAAUAAGUUUUUUAAAAAUAUUAUUUAAAAUGAAUACAAUAAAAAAUAGAUCAUAAUCAGAUCUAUUGCAAAAUAUAUAUCUAUGAAUUGUAAGUUUAUUUUAAAACAAAGUAAUGUACAAUUACUACAUCAAUUUUAUUACCUAUGGAUAUUUGAUUUAAAUAAAUUUGCACUAAUUUGUAAAAGUCACUACCACUAAAAUUGGAAGCCUAACAUGUUGAUUACAAUCCACAAAUAACAUUGUUGCGUAUUGAGAUGAAAUAGACUGUUAUCUGCGAAGAUAUAUGUGGAGGUUAAAGGAAAGGAAAAGUGGUAUCCGUAAUUUAAGUAGAACUAUCUUCAUUGGAACACAAUGAAAUAGAAGUUGCUGAUGAAAAUGCGAUAUUUUGUGCAGUAAUCGAAGGCAAUAAAGGUUAUAUUGGUGAGGAGAAACCUCAAAAAAAGCAAAUGUAACUUUGCAAUAAGAAAAUAACGUAACCUUUGUAAAGGUUAAAUAAGAAAUCAUUCAGCAUUAACAUGGAGACGUGAGUAAUAAUUGGGAUGUACAAAAAGUUUUUAUGAGGUAAUUUCAUAGUUCGUGAGCGAGUAACGAAGUUGUGGCAUAAAAGAAAGCGAAACAAGACCAAUAUGGCUCAAUGUUUUGACAAAAACACGAGUGGCAGCGGAGAAAAUUGAUUCAUUGGGGUUCGAAGAUAGCAAGACAGGCUGAACAAAUGUAUUUUACUGACCAAUUUCGGGUUAUCCAACAUGGCGCGACGGAAAAGUGUGUGUACAAAGUGGACUUUAGUUUUAAUUGUAGCAUUCUGUUCGUUUGUGUAUUCGCGACCUCAAGAAGUGCUUUCACAAUCACCCAAUGUCCAUAGUCCUAUUACUAGUGUUGAAACAAACAAAUCAACAGAAAACCCAAUAAGGAAUUCCAGUGUACCAAAUGAAACAGAGCCUCCGAAGACAGAGACAUCUACACCAGUAUCUUUGGACAAAAAUUCCGCGAGAGACGUCAAGACCAAAGGUCCGGCUAUUGGCGAGUCCAUAAAACUUGUUGCAAAUCAAUUACUGGAUAAACCUUCUAAUAAAACUGGUGAUGAGCCUAUGCUUUCAGAUAAUAGAACACCAUCAAAAUUAAAGAGUCAAGUUAUUCACAAACAGAAAAUCAAAACAAGAAAUGAGGAUGCAGAAGAAUCAAUAGAAAAUGGUCAUGCUGGUAUUGCAGUUCCAGUAACAAUGGAGGACUUAGAAACUGAAAAUAAAAUAAGCGAAUCUUCUACAUCAAAUGAAGGAAUUUCUACAUGGAUACUCCUUAGUAAUCAUAAUAGUAAAGACAAUCUUACUUCUUCCACUGAACCUUCAAAACUUGAAGAGAAUAUUAAAAAACAAAAACCGUCAAAUACAAAAAAUAAAAACAAACAACGACCACAAAAUAAUAAACUUUCAGUAAAACGCCCUAUUAUUGGGAGUACUAACAAAUCUGAUUUGGUAGCUGGUGGCUCAGCAAUAAAUGAAAAUGUGUACAAUAAAAUUAAAGAUACAGUUUUGUCAAACGUAGAGAAAAAUAGAAAUCCUUCUACUCAACGGACUCCGAUAGUAAGUACAACUACAGUACCCACAACAACCGAAAUUACAACUAUUAAAAAGGAAAGUGUUACUAAAAGUCCAACUACUAUUUCACCUGUAGUAAAAAUUACAUCGAAACCAAAUAAAAAGAAAAAUAAAAAUAAACAGAAGGUCAGCACUACAUUAUCACCAAUUGAUCAUGAAUCGGCUUUAUUACCAAUGGAACCAAAAGAACAAGAAAUUGAAUUAGAGAUUAGCACCCCUGCAACUACAACUAAGAAACCUAAACGUAGUUCAAAUAGAAAGAAAAAUAAGACAAAGAAAAAGAAGCCCAGUCCGUCUAAAAUUGAAAGUGAUACUAAAGUAAGUGAAACGAAAACUAAUAAGACAAAAUCCGCGAAACCCGCAAAGAAACCUAAUAAAGAUGGUCCUCUUACUACUCAACUUUAUAACUAUCUAUCUAGAGAAGUUAUGCCAUCAGUGGGAGUAGGAGUUAUUGGUCUUGCUAGUUUAGUUGGCUUAGCUAGUUAUUUCUUUUAUCCAUUCAGUACACCAGUUAGAAGAACUUUUGAAGUCGACAAAAAAGACGAUUUAUAUAAAAAUAAUGACGAAGAAUAUGCAAGUGAAGGUAAUGGACAAGCAGAAGAAGAAAUGCUGGGAACAGUUCUUGCUGGAAUGCCAUCUCAUUCUAAACAAAAACUAAAUCCUUAUGCUGCUCAAACUGUUCACAACAACAGAUACGCAAUGAAAAAAGAACAAGAUAUAAGAUAUCGUCACGUAGCAGCUAAUUAUGAACCUAACUAUAAUGUUCGAUAUCCUCAACAAAAAACUGGAAUAGCACAUGGAGCUGCAUAUCCUAAACCAAUAAACUAUAACCCUAACCCUCAUCAAUACGAAACUAGAAAUGUUUAUACCACUGAAAAUAAAUACGUAUAUGAUAAACCAUCUACAUCUUAUCCUGCUGUAGAACCCGUUUAUGCUUCAUCUCAAUCUGCUUCAUCAGGAGGAUAUCCAUAUGGAAGUGAAAUGUCAAAUUCCGUUGUCUAUGGUAUCAAACCAAAUGAUGAUACAGACUUUAGACCUGUGUAUCCCUACGAAGGUCAACAUAUGACAUAUCCAUCAACGUCCAUGGAAUUAGAUUCAAAUAGUAAUACUGCGGAUUCAGAUCAAAAUAAAUAUACUGAAAAUGAUAAUAAUGAUAGUGGAAUAAUUGAUAAUAAAUUCGUAGUUGGCAAUGUACCUAAGGAAUUAGUAGAUUCUGUUGAUUCAGCCACUCCUGCGGUAGUUCCUGAACAUGGGCCGCGAGGACUUCGAAGAAGAAGAAGACAUACUGCGUAUAGUAGAAGCAGUAUAACAGGUUCCAUCGAACAGCUUUUAAAAGAAGCAAAAAAUUCACAUAAAGAUAUUUUCAUUAGCAAUGAAAUUUAUGAUAACUAUAAUUAUUUGAAUAAGUUAGAGGAACUAUCCGAUCCACAGCCCACUGAUAAUACUGUAACAACUCAACCAGAUUCAAAAGAUGUAUUCACUGUUUUUGCUGUAACCGCAGAUUCUACAAAAGAAGAAAAGACAACUGACACACCGACUACUGUGAAAUCUGAAAUAGUUGAAAGCGUGUCAACAGUACCGAUAGGUAGUAAACCAGAAAAGUCUACGACCGAAUCCGAUGUGUCGAAUGAAUUGGAUUCAACAACGAAAAAUUUUAGAGUGUACGAAGUGUAUUCACAUUUGACAGACGUUACUGAGAAGAGUAUUCCAACUCCAAAAUCAGAGACACCUUUUGAAACAACAACUCAAUUUAGAAAUAUAAUGACAGAGACUACUACCGACUUGAAAUCGGAGACCACGUCAACAAUGCCACCUUCCCCGUCCCCAGUAACUGAAUCCACGACAGAGAAGUGUAAAGAUACUCCUGAAUUAGUAACGUAUCCUCCGCCAAGCCAACAAGGUGGCUUCCUGUCUUUGUUGAAGAGAUUCAUUGAAUUUAAGUACAAGCUUGGAUUAAGUAUUUUGCAAACAACAUCCGACAAUUUGAAAAGGUAUCUUGAAACAAGUGCCGGCACUGGAGCGAAACCGCACAAGUGACUUUACAAACGGGAAUUAAUUUAGAAUAAAACAGUCUGAUACUCACCGAGAAAAUAUUUAACCAUUUUAUAUAAAUUAAUCCUUGAUAUAGUUUCUUUCAAUAGAGACAUAUUAAGCAUUUAAUCAAUUUAAUCAAAUACUUGUAUCCGAUUCUUUUGUAAAACAGGGAUGUUAGUGUUUAAACAUUUUAUUAGAAUUAUUAAGGUAAUUAUAUUUAUAUAAUUUCAGAAUGAUAUCCUCGGCAAUGAAAGCUGAGGAAAGUCUACUGAAUUUAUAUUGUGAUAAAAUUACAUAUAACACAUGUUAUAGUUUGAUGGAAUCGAUUUACUUAAUAAGUAUUAGUUAAAACAGUUUCAUUAGGUUAACAAUGAAGAAAAAGCUAUAUUACAAUUAGUAUAAUAAUAAAAAAUAUUUGAGCUUAAAAUUAACUUGUUAAUUUGUUUUUUACAAAUACAGACUUUAAUAUAUUUUUUUCGUCACUCGAACCAUUUAUCUCCAGAUCGCAUUUUUUAUCUAUACUUUUUAUAACUUAAGAGUAUCGAUCUAACAUUGUAAUUUAUUGGAUCGAAUUGUAUUAAUUUUAAGUAAA